Molecule: messenger RNA, 1857 nt
Organism: Nelumbo nucifera (sacred lotus)
Lineage: Eukaryota; Viridiplantae; Streptophyta; Magnoliopsida; Proteales; Nelumbonaceae
Product: peroxidase 17-like
Biological process (GO): hydrogen peroxide catabolic process; response to oxidative stress
Molecular function (GO): heme binding; peroxidase activity
Source: RefSeq, a predicted model, not a curated record
UGAGACACCCAUGCAAGAAUCUCGCGCCAUUUGUUGCAACCUCAUCUUACAUCAUCCAUCCAUCCAUCCAUCAACCCAUGCCCCAUGCGGCCAUGCCCCAUGCCCAUCCAUCCGCCCAUGCUUCUCCAACGUAUAAAAAUAUCUGGGAACUUUCUCAUUAACGCUAUCCCGAAUGGAGUGAUCACAUCACCAAAAGCAUCUCUCGCUCGCCUUGUACCCACAAGAUGAUGCAUGCGCUUCUUAUCCAAUUCCUUUACCUCCUCUUCUUCCUCCAGAUAAAAACCACAGCUGCUGCACCAACCCAAUUGAGACCUGGUUUCUAUGCUCAGACAUGCCCGGCAGCCGAAAAGAUAGUCAGAGAUGUGAUAAUCAAAGCCAUGAAGAGAGAGCUCAGAAGUGCUGCCUCAGUCAUGCGCUUGCAGUUCCAUGACUGCUUUGUUAAUGGUUGCGAUGCUUCUCUGUUACUAGAUGACACACCCGAUAUGCUCGGCGAGAAACUCUCUUUGUCUAACAUAAACUCGCUCAGAUCCUAUGAAGUCAUCGAUGAGGCAAAGGAAGCCUUGGAGCAGGCCUGUCCGGGGGUCAUUUCUUGCGCAGAUAUCAUAAUCAUGGCCGCUAGAGAUGCCGUUGUAUUGAGUGGAGGACCCAAUUGGGAAGUCAAGUUGGGAAGACUGGAUAGUUUGACAGCCAGCCAAGAAGACUCUGACAGGAUCAUGCCGAGCCCCAGAGCCAACGCGAGCUACCUCGUCGAUCUCUUCAGCCAGUUCAACCUCUCAGUGAAGGACCUAGUGGCCCUCUCGGGCUCUCACUCCAUCGGCAAAGGACGAUGCUUCUCGAUCGUGUUUCGCCUCUACAACCAGUCGGGCACGGAGAGGCCUGACCCAGCUAUGGAUCCCAAAUACAGGGAGAAGCUGGACCAGCUCUGUCCACUGGGAGGAGACGGGAACGUAACAGGGGACCUGGACGCAACUCCUUAUGUGUUCGACAACCAGUACUUCAAGGACCUCGUUUCCUUUAAAGGCUUCCUUAAUUCCGACCAAACACUCUUCACGUCAGCCGCUCGGACACGUAAGUAUGUCCGAUAUUUUAGCAGGGACCAAGAGGCGUUCUUCGCGGCCUUCGUCGAAGGGAUGAUAAAGAUGGGUGACUUGCAGUCCGGCCGACCAGGGGAGAUCCGAAGGAAUUGCAGAGUGGCAAACAGCCGGCCCCUACAUGCGCUUUUGGAGACUUAGAGAGAAAGAGUAAACAAAACAUAGAUACAAGCCUGCAUCAGUCGACAGUCGGCCAUCUUGUAUGGUUGAUGGAGAGGCAUUCGGCCAUGAAAACGCACUUGUAGACGACUAAAAGCAUCGAACAAUGUGAUUGUUGGAUAGGUCCUCAUCUACUAGCUGGAUGGAUCAGAUUAUCACGGAGCUCCGGGAUUCAUCAUUCACCACGCCAUGUCUAACAGAAAUACAAAGAAAUUUUUGGCAUGCUCAAACAAUUAAUGCAGCAGACGACUUAGUAAUGAAGCAAGUUUGACAUUAGGUUGAGGGCAAAUGCUAGCUAGCAUGUGAAAAUCAACAAACAAAUGGGUGGAGGGAAUAAUAAAUAACUAAAGAAAAGGGUAAAUUGCUCAAACUUCUCUAAAAUUGUUGGUUGUUGCUAAAACCUUCCCAGAAGUUUGGUAAUUACAAUCACUUCCUCUGAAGUCUGAACUUUUUGACAUAAUUGUAAGUAGGUUCCUCGUUAGAAUCUUCUAAACAGAGGCAACAGCAUGAAAAUGUCCAAAAUGCGCAUACAUCUGAUUAUUUUUCGAAGUAUCUAUUGGGAUAAAUYACUAUCCCAAACCCUUAUAAUCUCUUUUUUGAAAUUGAU